CCCAGUUUCUCACUCUCUCUCUCUCUCUCUGACAUUUUGACAGCUGCUGGUUUCCAAUUUUAGACACAAAUCCAGGGGGAGGGGACGAGUGAGGGUCGUGCGUGAAGCCUGUGCACAAGGCCUCUUUCUCUCUCUUUCUUUCUCUCAUUCUCUUUCUCGCUUUCCUCUUUCGCUCAUUUUUCCUCUCCUGCUGACUUGUUCUCUCUCUUGCUAUCCCUCUUAGUUGCUUUUGGCGAACACUCACUCUCGCUGUGUCCAUGUGUUUAGCUCUCGCUCUCUUACAUUCACUCGCUGUCUGUUCCUAUCUCUGUAAAAGUUGUUCUCACUCUCUCUCUCUCUCUCUGUCCUUCUCUCUCUUUCUCUGUGUCUAGAUGAAGCUGUUACACUCUGCUCUGUGUGUAGUGACUGACCAGACGGCAGCUGUACUGAGCCACUGGUUUGUCAGGAGAUACUUCCAGCUCUGGCUGGCUCUCCUCGUCACCUUCACCCCGCUCCUGGGGGACUUGAUCAGCCCCAGAGUGGUGUUUGCCAAACCUCGCAACUACUUCAACGUGCGUCUGGUUGACUCAGCCUGGAGUUGGACGUGUGUCCUGACCGGUGGCCACCUGCUGCUCACCUCCUACCUGUCCUCUGGGAGUUUGCUCACCACACUGAGACACCAGAGCCGGCUGCUGGCUGGCACUGUCCUCAGUGUGGCUUGCCUGCGAACCUUCAUCCUCAUAGAGACUGUCACCGGCUCUUGCUUUCACCAGACCCCAGAAGGACUGUUACUCAUCGAGCUGGCCGAUCGGCCCUUCUGCCUCAUGCAAGGCUUUCUUUGGAAAGGCUACAGCAUCUCGUCCCAGUCGUUCCUGCUCACGUACUCCUCCUUGGUCACCUUGGAGGAGCUCUCAAUCCUCAAACUCUACCUAGCCCAUGGCUACCCAGCUAGUGGGGCUUUCCGCCUCACCUUCCUCCUCGCCAGCCUCCUCCUGCCUCUCUGGAGCUUUCUCCUGGUGUCAACCACCCUUUUUUUUCACCACUUUUCUCAGAAGAUCGUCGGGGCGACCUUCGCCCAGCUCUGCUGGUACCUCACCUACAAAGGCUGGUUUCUGUGCCGUUACUCACCGGGCUGCCCUGGGCUGCACCUCCUGAGGCCUGCACGUCAGCCCCUCAGGCAGUCUGGUGUUUCGAAUAACAUGUUGAACAGACUGGCUAUGUGACCAAAAAGGGAUAAAGAAGCAGAGAUUUUGGGGUGGAAUCAGAAGAGCUGAGUUUGGGGAAAGAGUAGCUAACUGCUACCAAUCGCGAGGAAAGAGAUAGACUACAAUCAACUAUUGUUCCUCCACGAAAACCACUGUAUUGGUCUGUUCAACUCAUUGCAGUGAAUUGUACUAAUCUGCUGCAAGCAUUAAUUUGAUUAUAUAAAAUGUAUAAUGUUGAUAUUUAUAACCUUGCUAAUCUUUAUUAAAAUUUACUAAUUGAAGCAA
Messenger RNA from Callorhinchus milii (elephant shark), 1469 nucleotides. RefSeq names its product fat storage-inducing transmembrane protein 1. Gene Ontology annotation, biological process: lipid storage; lipid droplet organization; phospholipid biosynthetic process. Gene Ontology annotation, cellular component: endoplasmic reticulum membrane. Bases 372 to 1202 code for a protein of 276 amino acids. The record is from RefSeq and is a predicted model, not a curated record. The transcript has 3 exons. Lineage: Eukaryota; Metazoa; Chordata; Chondrichthyes; Chimaeriformes; Callorhinchidae.